Salvelinus fontinalis (brook trout) is the source of this 6092-nucleotide messenger RNA. Its product is annotated as regulator of nonsense transcripts 2-like. The coding region runs from base 90 to 4052 and encodes 1320 amino acids. Gene Ontology annotation, molecular function: RNA binding; protein binding. The transcript is spliced from 23 exons. The record is from RefSeq and is a predicted model, not a curated record. NCBI's taxonomy places the organism in Eukaryota, Metazoa, Chordata, Actinopteri, Salmoniformes, Salmonidae. Gene Ontology annotation, cellular component: cytoplasm; exon-exon junction complex. Gene Ontology annotation, biological process: nuclear-transcribed mRNA catabolic process, nonsense-mediated decay.
UGCCUAAUCCAAGGGGUCCUGUGCCGCACAAGGAAAUCAUUUUUACUUAUUAACACAAGUCAGAUGUUUAUUUUGAGAGAAAUCGAAGAAUGCUUGCUGAGGGCAAGAGCUCAUUAAACAUGGAUGAGAAAGAGGUGAGCACCUUUAGUAACAAGGAGAAAGACAGAGAGGGUGAUAGACGGCCCGCCUCCUCCCGGGAUAAAGUGAAGGAUGAGGCAAAGAUGAGUGGCAAGAAAGAUAUCGGUAAGGCCGCAGAGGAAAAGAGGAGGAGACUUGAGGAGGACAAAAGAAAGAAGGAAGAAAAGGAGCGGAAACGGAAAGAGGAGGAGAAACAGAAGGCAGAGGAGGAGCAGAGGAAGAAGGAGGAAGAGGAGAAGAAGCAGCAGGAGGAGGAGGAGAGGAAAGUUCAGGAGGAGGAGGCCAAGAGACAGCGUGAAGAGGAGGCAGCUCAACUCAAGGAGAAGGAGGAGGGUCACCAGCUCCACCAGGAGGCCUGGGAGCGCCACCAGUGCCGGAAGGAGCUGCGCAUCCGCAACCAGAAUGCCCACGAGGGCCGUCCCGAGGAGACCUUCUUUAGCCGCCUUGACUCCAGCUUGAAGAAGAACACGGCCUUUGUCAAGAAGCUGCGCACGCUUACUGAGCAGCAGCGCGAAGCCCUUUCCAAUGACUUCGGCUCGCUCAACCUCAGCAAGUACAUCGGCGAGGCGGUGGGCUCGGUGGUGGAGGCCAAGCUGAAGAUCUCUGAUGUGGGCUGCGCCGUGCACCUGUGCUCCCUCUUUCACCAGCGCUACGCUGAAUUCGCCCCACUGCUCCUCCAGGCCUGGAAGAGGCACUUUGAGGCGCGCAAGGAGGAGAAGGCGCCCAACGUGAGCAAGCUGCGCACCGACCUGCGCUUCAUCGCGGAGCUUACCAUCGUGGGCCUGUUUACGGACAAGGAGGGCCUUUCGCUCAUCUACGAGCAGCUGAAGAGCAUCAUCGGGACAGACCGCGAGACACACACGCAUGUGUCGGUGGUCAUCAGCUUCUGUAAGCACUGCGGGGACGACAUCGCGGGCCUGGUGCCUCGCAAAGUGAAGGCUGCCCGGGAGAAAUUUGACCUGGCCUUCCCUCCCAGUGAGAUCAUCAACACGGAGAAGCAGCAGCCCUUCCAGAACCUUCUGAGGGAGUACUUCACCUCGCUCACCAAGCACCUGAAGAAGGACCACCGCGAGUUGCAGAACAUCGAGAGGCAGAACAGGCGUAUCCUCCACUCCAAAGGGGAGCUGAGUGAGGACAGACACAAGCAGUAUGAGGAGUUUGCUACUUCCUACCAGAAGUUGCUGGCUAACACCCAGUCUCUGGCUGACUUUCUGGAUGAGAACAUGCCAGAACUUCCACUGGACAAGACUGUGCAGGAAGAGCACGGCCCUGGCAUUGACAUCUUCACCCCUGGGAAGCCCGGGGAGUAUGACCUGGAGGGGGGCAUCUGGGAGGACGAGGAUGCCAGGAACUUCUACGAGAACAUGGUGGACCUGAAGGCCUUCGUCCCCGCCAUCCUGUUCAAAGAUAACGAGAAGGGCAAGGACAAAGAGGAGGCUGCUGGUAAAGAGGCUAAAGAUGCUGCGGCCACCACAGAGGAGUUGGAGUUGGAGCUCGAGGCUCUAGACAUCGCUGAUGACCCUCUGGAGCUGGAUGGACCUGAUGAGGCAGAGAACGAGGCAGAGCUUGCCAAAAAACUGUUGGACGAGCAAGAACAAGAGGAUGAGGAGGCAAGCACCGGGUCCCACCUGAAGCUCAUCGUGGACGCCUUCAUCCAGCAGCUUCCCAACUGUGUCAACAGAGACCUCAUAGACAAGGCUGCCAUGGAUUUCUGCAUGAACAUGAACACCAAGUCUAACAGGAGGAAGCUGGUCCGGGCUCUCUUCACCGUUCCCAGACAAAGGUUGGAUCUGCUGCCCUUUUACUCCCGUCUGGUGGCCACCCUUCACCCCUGCAUGUCAGAUGUGGCCGAUGACCUGUGCUCCAUACUCAAAGGAGACUUCAGGUUCCAUAUCCGGAAGAAGGACCAGAUCAACAUCGAAACAAAAAAUAAAACUGUAAGGUUUAUCGGGGAGCUGGCAAAGUUCAAGCUGUUCUCUAAAACGGACACUCUGCAUUGUCUGAAGAUGCUGCUGUCAGACUUCUCCCACCACCACAUAGAGAUGGCCUGCACCCUGCUGGAGACCAGUGGACGCUUCCUCUUCAGAUCCCCCGACUCCCAUCUCCGGACCAGCGUCCUUCUGGAGCAAAUGAUGCGUAAGAAGCAGGCGCAGCACCUGGAUGCUCGCUACGUGACCAUGGUGGAGAAUGCCUACUACUACUGCAACCCCCCGCCCAUGGAGAAGACUGUCAGGAAGAAGAGGCCCCCGUUGCAGGAGUAUAUCCGCAAACUGCUCUACAAGGACCUCUCCAAGGUCACCACGGAGAAGGUGUUGAGGCAGAUGCGUAAACUCCCCUGGCAGGACCCAGAGUCUAAAGGCUACCUGAUCUGUUGCAUGGUCAACAUCUGGAACAUCAAGUACAACAGCAUCCACUGUGUGGCCAACCUGCUGGCCGGCCUUGUGGCCUACCAGGAGGACGUGGGCAUCCACGUGGUGGAUGGGGUCCUGGAGGACAUCCGCCUGGGAAUGGAGGUGAACCAGCCCAAGUUCAACCAGCGUCGGAUCAGCAGUGCCAAGUUUCUGGGGGAGCUCUACAACUACCGCAUGGUGGAGUCAGCGGUCAUCUUCCGCACCCUCUUCUCCUUCAUCUCGUUCGGGGUGAACCCGGACGGCAGCCCCAGCCCCCUGGACCCCCCCGAGCACCUGUUCCGCAUCCGCAUGGUCUGCACCCUGCUUGACACCUGCGGACAGUACUUUGACCGCGGCUCCAGCAAGAGGAAGCUGGACUGCUUCCUCAUCUACUUCCAGAGGUAUAUCUGGUGGAAGAAGAGUGUGGAGGUGUGGAGUGCGGAGCACCAGUUCCCCAUCGACAUUGACUACAUGAUCAGUGACACCCUGGAGCUCCUCCGGCCCAAGAUGAAGCUCUGCAUCUCCCUGGAAGACUCCACACAACAGGUCACCGAGUUGGAGAGGGAGUUCCUCGUUAAACUGGGACUGGCCAUGGAUGGACAGAAGGACGGCCGGCCCUCCAGUGCCAUGGGGAGUGAAGGCGAGGCUCUAGACGAGGAUGACGAGGAUGACGACGAAGAGGGAGGGGCGGACACAGAGGAACAGUCUGGCAAUGAGAGCGAGAUGAACGAGCCAGAGGAAGAAGAAGGGUCUGAGAAUGAGGAAGAGGAGCGGGAGGAAGAGGAGGAGGAGAACACUGACUAUCUGACCGACUCCAAUAAGGAGAACGAGACGGACGAGGAGAACAAUGAGGUGACCAUCCGUGGUGGCGGUCUGAAGCAUGUGGCAUGUGCUGAGGAUGAGGACUUCAUCCAGGCUCUGGACAAGAUGAUGCUGGAGAACCUGCAGCAGCGGAGCGGGGAGGCGGUGAAGGUGCACCAGUUGGACGUGGCCAUCCCCCUGCAGCUGAAGAGCCAGCUGAAGAAAGGCCCUGGAGGACCCGUCUGCUCUGGAGAGGGAGACGCAGGCAUCUCAGACACCAUGCAGUUUGUCAUGCUCACGCGCAAGGGCAACAAGCAGCAGUUUAAGAUCCUGAACGUGCCUUUAUCCUCCCACCUGGCUGCCAACCACUUCAACCAGCAGCAGGCAGAGCAGGAGGAGAGGAUGAGGAUGAAGAAGCUCACUCUGGACAUCAACGAGAGACAGGAGCAAGAAGACUACCAAGAAAUGAUGGCGUCUCUGGCCCAGCGGCCCGCUCCGGCCAACACCAACCGGGAGCGGCGCCCGCGCUACCAACACCCCAAAGGGGCACCCAACGCCGACCUCAUCUUCAAGACCGGAGGAAGAAAGCAGGAAACAAAGCAGGAGAGAAAUGAAAGGCACGAAAAGCGUGACAGACAAGAAAGGCAAGAGAAACACGAGAGAAACAACAGAUAUGAGGGCCAGGAGGCUAGGGCCCGCCAGCUCAGUCGGACACGCUACUGACAGACUGCAUUCUGCACUCAGGCCCUGCUUAUGUUAAAACCGGAAAGGGUUCAUGUCUCCCAACUGUCAAACAAUAUUUUGUUUUGAGUAUUCUGAUCAGAUACAGACUUGUCCCCCUUUAUUUUUGCACUGUUAAAGAAAAUAAAUCUGUUCCGCUUUGCAGGCACUAAAGUGCAUUUUCAUAUUAUUCUUCCUUAAAAGCUGUGAAGAUUCCUUUCUAUUUUUGGAAAUAAAGAUUUCCCUAACUUUCUAUUUUUAUCAGAACAGAAAUAGCUUGUGGUUCUUUGUCCUUUCCUCAUAUUUGUCUUGGAAAAGUGACAAAAUAAUUCAGAAAGGAGAUAUUUAGAUCCACGUCAACAUAGCGCAUCAUAUUCAUGCCUAACAUACAUUUGACAGAUGCUUACAUGAUACUGAUGGCAAAGUACACAAUUAUGUUUUUGAUGAAUAACACAACUUUAUUUUGGAUUGUCACUCACAAUUACAUUUUCUCACGAACAGACGCUAGACCAUUGCAACCUAUGGAUGGAAGGAGAUGCAGUAAUGAUGGAGAUGCUGAUUGGAGUCUGGCCGAGGGAGCAAGCAAAUGAGAGAGCAAGACAGGGCGAGCGGACCAUCGGUCUCGCCUGAGCAGGGAGUGAGUCCGCCAGCCGCCCACUGACGCAAGCGCAGACCCCCACACCUAACCCCGCCGCCGGAGGAAGAGAAGGAGAAAGGGCAUCAACGAGGGGUGGGGAAGAGGGGGGCACCCCCUUCACCCGGCUAAGGCGUUCCAGGGAACACCCCUUCCUUUCUGUGCGUCGCCCGGGACGACACCAGCACAGCAGCACAAACACCCACCCCGCCUGCACAAAAGAACGAAUCAAAGAUGAAUGAAAGAACGAUUGACCAGCUGACGGACGUAUGUACGGACAGACAUGGACGCAGACAAACAGACGCACGUACAGCUGGGCUGCAGGAGAAGGGACUACAGUCGUCUUCUCUUCGCUCCCGUGCAGGAUGAGGAUAUGGUGUACAAGGGCUCACAAGAGGAGGAGAAUACAAGAGGAGGACAAUGGACAGAAUGUGUCAAAGAAAAGGGGACGGGUGAGGGUGUAACAUCUUUGGAGAUGGACUGUGCUUCUCUUACUGGGAACAGAUCUGUUGUUCAGUCUUUUUUUCUCUUUAUCUAGCUAAAUCACACACUGUUCAAAGGCAGCUAGAUGGAGGAGGAGGAGGAGAGGGAGCACAGAUGGGGUCACGACUACUAAAUGACUCGAUAAACAAGGGAACAAGGAGGACAGGAUGAUGUACAGAAAGGCGUGGUUGCUUGUGUGAGCAAGGGUUACAGAUGUAGGAUCUUCAUUUGAGUCAGUUUGCUACAGCAGGACAAUAAUCCUGCAGCAACAGGAAAUGUGAAUUAUUAUGAUUAACGGACAAUUUUUGGUUGAUACAUUUUUGUAAAGUUGAAAUAAAAAACUUCAGAAGCCUUUUUUAACCUCAUACACUACAAGUUUUAAAAUGUACUGCAUUGCAGGAAAGUAAAUUAUCAUGCAGCAGGGUGAUCAAAUUAAGAUCCUACAUCUGUACCAUAGAGAUGGUUUGCUCCUCCUAACCCUGUUGGAAGUGGAACACCUUGUCACGGUGACGACCCUGACCCCGAGGCGGGUACGAGACCAGUGUUAACUGACCAGCGUUUCAUCAUCAGAAAUAAAAAAUAAAAUAUAAGUGAUGAAUAUAAUACAUAUUCUUUAUUUUUUCAGCAUUUUUGCUUUCUAGAUGUUUCCUUUAUUUUCAUGAAAAAUCUAUACUUUUUUGGGGUGAAAUACAGUUUGUUGUUUUGGAAAUUGUGUGAUGUAUUGUAGUCUUUGACAAAUGGAUAAGAUACUUAUCUGUGCCCCUAGCCUCCUGAGUCAUACUCAGUGAUGAUCAUUUCUGUUUGGUUAUUUCUGUCUGUUGAAUAUAUAGAUAGAUAAUCUGUACUGUACUGCAUGGGCUUUUCUGCACCAGCUCUGUAAGCCAAUUUCUGCCUGUGUUUCAGUAAAAGUGUCCGUUUGUGACUCA